AAAAUACCUACCACUGGAGCAUACACUCUCUUUUGUUUUGCUCAGCUUCUUCCUAUGAGCUAGCCGGCCAUUAGCUCCCUCUUCGCUAAUCACAAAGAAUUCAUGAUCUGAUUUUUAUCGAGUCUCAGAAAUGGUGUGUUCAGGUAGGAUACUGUGUUUAUCUUGCUCAACGACGCCGUUUUGUCCUUCUACUUCCAGAUAUCUCUAUAGAAGGAACCUUAGAAAUAAUACUAAUAAUAUUAAAUGGCGAUCCAUGGCCUCCGAUGCUGAUGCCUCUGCAUUUACUACUUCUUUUGAUUCUGAAUCCUCCGAUAUAACUGCCCCCGGGUUUUGUAUAAUAGAAGGGCCAGAGACAGUAGAGGACUUUGCCAAAAUGGAGUUGCAAGAAAUUCGAGAUAAUAUUAGAAGUCGGAGAAACAAGAUAUUUUUGCAUAUGGAGGAGGUACGGCGGCUAAGAAUACAACAAAGGCUAAAAAGUGCUGAGCUUGGGAUACUAACGGAUGAACAAGAAAAUGAGCUUCCUAAUUUCCCAUCAUUUAUUCCCUUUUUGCCUCCCCUUACAUCAGCAAAUCUUAAGCAAUAUUAUGCUACCUGUUUCUCACUCAUUGCCGGAAUUAUGCUUUUUGGUGGACUUCUAGCGCCUACUUUGGAGCUGAAAUUGGGAUUAGGAGGCACAUCGUAUGCUGAUUUCAUCCAAAGCAUGCAUCUCCCAAUGCAACUGAGUCAGGUUGAUCCAAUUGUGGCAUCAUUCUCUGGGGGUGCGGUUAGGGUGAUCUCUGCAUUGAUGGUUGUUGAAAUCAAUAAUGUGAAACAGCAGGAGCAUAAGAGAUGCAAGUACUGUCUUGGAACUGGAUACCUUGCUUGUGCUCGAUGUUCUAGCACUGGAGCUCUUGUUCUUAUCGAGCCUGUUUCAAAAUUUAAUGGAGCGGACAAGCCUCUGUCACCACCUAAUACAGAAAGGUGUCCCAACUGUUCAGGCGCAGGAAAGGUCAUGUGUCCAACGUGUCUUUGUACUGGGAUGGCUAUGGCAAGUGAACAUGAUCCACGUAUUGAUCCCUUCGAUUAAAUAGCAGAUAGAUUUCCUUACUUGAACUUUUAACUUUGAAGCUGUAAAGUUUAGAUGAAGCAUCAUCAGUAAACGAACUACACCUAUUUAAAAAGAGUCAGUUUAUGAGAAAAUCCUAGUCAUCGUAAGGACGAAUGAUGCUAAACCUCUAAAUACAUGAUUUGCUUUUUAUGCAAGUCUAGUCACCAUCUCCACUAA
Molecule: messenger RNA, 1264 nt
Organism: Nicotiana tabacum (common tobacco)
Lineage: Eukaryota; Viridiplantae; Streptophyta; Magnoliopsida; Solanales; Solanaceae
Product: protein ORANGE, chloroplastic
Source: RefSeq, a predicted model, not a curated record